Messenger RNA from Phytophthora nicotianae INRA-310, 330 nucleotides. RefSeq lists its product as hypothetical. The coding region runs from base 1 to 330 and encodes 109 amino acids. Lineage: Eukaryota; Oomycota; Peronosporomycetes; Peronosporales; Peronosporaceae. The transcript has a single exon. The record is from RefSeq and is a predicted model, not a curated record.
AUGCUGACAGUGUCUUCCGAGGUAUACGAUAAUGAUCAGCUUGACCAGAUGAAGAAGGCUGGGAAGAACGUUUUAGCCAACAUCGUGGAGGUUAACAUCAUAGGCGACUCGGUAGUCGACCAGAUGUACAGCAGCUACUGCAGUCCUUCUCACAACAUAAUUUUCGUCUUCCAAAUCGCUCCUCAACCUAUUCUACUACUUCCUUCCGAAAGCGCUUUGGCGAAAUUUUGCAAGCCAAACCAACUUGUAUUGGGCUCAAAUGCUCGAAGCACGACUUUACAAAGCGGUAGCCAAGGAAGCGAAGGUCGCGGGUCGUACACAGCGAAGUAG